Molecule: messenger RNA, 870 nt
Organism: Serendipita indica DSM 11827
Lineage: Eukaryota; Fungi; Basidiomycota; Agaricomycetes; Sebacinales; Serendipitaceae
Source: the annotation of a GenBank genome assembly
AUGAGCGACGAUGAAAAAAUCUUUCCUUACAAGGCCAACUCGGGCGCCGCCAUCUUCUUCGUUGUCGCCUUUGCGGUAACGGGCCUGGUGCACAUAUACCAAGCCUACAAGACUCGUGCCCUCUUCAUGCUUGUCCUCAUCAUUGCAACGGCCUUGCAAGUCCUUGGCUAUAUCACGAGGAAGCUUGCUAUCGACAAUGAUCCACAGCUCUGGUCGUAUGUUGUCUCACAAACCUGCAUCGUGGUCUCGCCCGCUUUCCUUGCCGCCCAAGACUAUAUGAUCAUCGGGAGAAUGAUGUCCUUUGUCGGCCCAGAUUCAACAUUCAUAUCGCACACUGUCAUCACCAAACUCUUCGUCUUUAUCGACAUUGCCUGUGUCAUCACCCAAGCCAGUGGUGUCACUAUGAUUUCCGGAGACAAUGUCAGCAGGAGCGCCAUCAGAGCCGGACGAGCUGUCCUCAUUGGAGGCUUGCUCGCUCAAGUAGCAGCCUUUCUCUUCUUCACCAUCGUUGCUGUCAUGUUUGAUCUCAAGAGCCAGCGACUGAAGAUUGAUCACCACGAGUUGCGCAAGCUCCGACCCCUCUUCACGGCCUUUUACAUCUCCGCCGCUCUCAUCAUCGAAUUCGCCACAAUCAACUUCGACUCGACGACGCAAGGGUACCUGUAUAAUACAGAGUGGCCCUUCUAUGUCCUUGACGCAGUACCCGUCUUGAUUGCUACCGUUCUCUUCAACAUCGUCUACCCAGCCUCAUACCUUCCUCGAAAGAAGGGGCUUCGCAUUGAUGGCAGCAUGGAACUACAGCGCAAGCAUUGGUGGUCGCGCGAAGUAAAAGUUGCUCCUUCAGAGGAGGCUAUGGUUCGCCAGACAUAG